UUUGAGUUUCCAGUUGUUUUGAACGCGGCAUAAGAACUAGAGACUGCCUCUAAGAUGUCCGACCACUGUUUUCAACAUAAUCUACUCACCGUCACAUAUGCCGAUUCGUGGGGGCUGACAUCUUGCUAGUUCCGGUCUCAGGAGCCCAUUAGUACAUGUCCACCAGCAGACCGAGCGAGCUAGAGCGGGUCGUGGAUUUGGAAUAGUGGCGAGGCGAAAUCUGCAGCACAAAGCACCACCACACAACCAACAACCACUGGAAACAUGAAGAACGUGGUAUGCAAGUUUCCUCAUUCCCAUACCACGUGACGUCAUUUGUGCUGCUGGCGGAAUACUAGUGGAAGUGUUACACGGAUGUCAACAAACUAGCGAUUUGAACGGAAAAAGAAAUGUCAUGAAAGAAUCCACAAGUGACCACUAAACGGCUACUAUGCCUUACCUGGGCGGUGAGCAGACCGUGAGGGAGCUGAGGAGAGCUCUGUCCAACCCGAACGUCCAGACUGACCACCUACGCUACAGAAACACCAUACACAGGGUCAUCAGAGUGAUGUCUCAAGGACUGGAUGUAUCUGGGUUGUACAGUGAGAUGGUGAAGGCCUGUGCAACGGUGGAUAUUGUCCAGAAGAAACUGGUCUAUGUGUUUCUGUCUUCCUAUGCCAGUCUGAACCCUGAGCUGUCUCUGCUGGUUAUAAACACCCUGAGGAAAGACUGCUCUGAUCACAACCCCAUGGUCCGCAGCCUGGCGCUACGCAACAUGUGCAACCUCAGACUCCCAGGUCUAUUGCAGUAUGUGCAGCAGCCUCUUACAGUGGGACUGAAGGACAAGGCAGCGUGUGUUCGCAGAGUGGCUGUACUGGGCUGGGCCAAGAUACACACAUUACAACCUAACACUGAGAUGGAUGUGGCUGUAGUUAAUGAGUUGUACGGGAUGCUAAGGGACCCGGACCCGGUCGUCAUGGUGAACUGUCUCCGGGCGCUAGAGGAGAUUCUACAGGAAGAAGGGGGCGUGGCUAUCAACAAACCCAUUGCUCACCACCUCCUCAACAGACUGAAGCUAUGUGAUGUGUGGGGCCAGUCUGAGGUGCUAGCGGUGCUCCAGCGGUAUCGGCCUCGCAGCGAAGAUGAGCUGUUCGACAUAUUAUCUCUGUUAGACCACGCCCUCCUCUCUCACCACGCCCCCGUCAUGGCUGCCACACUCCGCCUCUUCCUGUCCCUGUGUUCCACGCUGCCCGCUGUGUGUAUGUCGGCACUUGAGAGAGCACGGGGCCCCCUCCUGGCUGCCGCAGGCAGCGCCUCCCGGGAACUACGCUACGCAGCGCUAUGUCACAUCCAGCUGCUGCUGCGUUCUGAGCCUGGGCUCAUGGGGGAACACUAUAAACGCUUCUUCUGCGGCUACGCUGAACCCCCUUACAUCAAACAGAACAAGAUGCAGGUGCUGGUUGAGUUGGUGAAUGAUGAGAACGUGGCGAUGGUUCUGGACGAGCUGAGAGGAUACUGUACUGACGUCAACACGGAGACCUCACAGACUGCUAUCAACGCUAUAGGUGGUAUUGGGAGGAGCUACAGCGACAGGUGCCUGGCCAUCCUCACUGGACUGCUGGGACUGAAGCAAGAACACAUCACCUCUGCGGUGCUCCAGACUCUAAGGGACUUAGUGUGGGUGUGUCCUCAGUGUGGAGACGCAGUGUGUUCAGCUCUGGAAGGAUGGGAGGACAAGCUGCAGGACAGUCAGGGUCGUGUGGCCUUGCUGUGGCUGCUAGGUGUCUACGGCGACAGAGUGAGUGGCGCCCCCUAUCUGCUGGAGGACUGUAUAGACGGCGUGAGGAGUGAGGUGUCAGCGGAGGUCAAGACAGAGCUGCUCACUGCAACACUACGACUGUUCCUAUCCAGACCUGCUGAGACUCAGGACAUGAUGGGGCGACUGUUGGCCUACUGCAUAGAGGAGGAGGUGAACAUGUGUGUACGUGACCAGGCCCUGCUGUACUACCGGCUGUUGCAUUGUGGGAUUGAGGAGGUCCGUCGGGUCCUCCAGGGUGGACGGCGGUCAGACCCCUCUCUGGGGCCUCUGAUUGGACGGCCCCCUGAGCCCAUCAGCCAAUGGGCAUCCAGGUUCAAUACCCUGGAGCCUCUAACCCUCAGAGCCUCUACUGUGGGGAACUCUGACCCCGCGACCCCCAGCCCUGAACCCAUGACCUCUAACCCUGAACCCAUGACCUCUACGCCAGGAGACCCCCACCUCCCAGACUGCAGUAGUGGAGCUCUGAGUCUGUCUGUGUCUCCAGCUCUGAGCCCUGAGGAGUUUGAACGCCUGUGGCUGCAGCUGGAGAAGGGGGCGUGUCUGGAGGUGUGUGUGGCGUGUCCUGUUCCCCGCUGUUCCCCGGAGAGCCUGCAGGUGGCACUACGGCUGGUCAACAUCCAGACGCUGGCCUUCACCCCCCCAAACACACACCCCUGGAGGGUCUACCUCUACACACACACCUCACACACACACGCCUCACACCUCUCUACAACGCCACCACACACACUUAUACUGGCAGAACUGCUACACACUGGAGGAGAAGGAGAGGGAGAGGGAGAGGGAGAGGGGGGAGAGGGAGAAAGAGGGGGAGGGAGGGAUCAUCAAGGAGAUUUAGCCGUGGGCCACCAGUUGGGAAACCCUGUCAUAGAGCAGGCUGAAGCUGUCAGACAGACCAGUUCACUCAACUCUGACUAG
Molecule: messenger RNA, 2713 nt
Organism: Coregonus clupeaformis (lake whitefish)
Lineage: Eukaryota; Metazoa; Chordata; Actinopteri; Salmoniformes; Salmonidae
Gene: ap4b1
Product: adaptor related protein complex 4 subunit beta 1
Exons: 16
Coding region: 431-2713 (760 amino acids)
Biological process (GO): intracellular protein transport; vesicle-mediated transport
Cellular component (GO): membrane coat; clathrin adaptor complex
Source: RefSeq, a predicted model, not a curated record